Parnassius mnemosyne (clouded apollo) is the source of this 891-nucleotide messenger RNA. NCBI's taxonomy places the organism in Eukaryota, Metazoa, Arthropoda, Insecta, Lepidoptera, Papilionidae. The record is from the annotation of a GenBank genome assembly.
AUGAUAUUGCGGUGUGGCUUGCUUAUAUUAUUUCUAAGUUUUGUUACGACAUCUGAAAAUGCUUAUAAAAAUGGUAGACUGAAGAGAAGUGAUCCAGAGUUCAGUAUAUAUUCUUUAUGGCCUACGGUUCAUAGUGGUGCACGCUUGAUGAAUAUUCGGAAACGAGAAACGCAAGGACAAGUGGGAGAGAACGAAGGUGGUGGGACUAAUAUCAAACUUUCACACCCAUCACCUGAAUUAACACCACUGUCAGAAAACACUAAUGGCAAACAAAUUGGUAAUAUUAGUAACAGCACAAAUAAGAUUCUUCAAGAAGAUAGUUCUAAAGCAAAUGCUAAUCAAACUACAAACGAGUUACAUAAAGAAAUAAUACCACCAGCUGUACCACCAAUUUCAGUAAAUGGCGUUGAAGCUAAAAACAAUGAAACUACUGUCAAAGCAAGCCCUAGCCCAUUAGACAUCAAUAAUCCUGGAGUUUUAAAGAGAGGUCUUAUAGUUUUUGGUGGUUUUGCGCUAAUGGCUGUAGCAUAUUUUAUAUUUUACAGAUGGAACCAUAAGAAAACCGAUGCCAAUAACUUGCAUGGAAAUAGUGAAACAAAUCAAUUCAGAUAUGGCGUACUCCAAUCGGACGACAGAAGAGAUAAUAUGGAACUUUCUAGAAUACCACUGACUAUGGAGUCAGAUGAUGAUGACGAUGAAGACUUGGAAAUAUUUGACUUGGGCCAAAAAAAGAAAUCUUUGUCAUAUGUAAACUUGCAAUCGCAUGAAGAUGAGGCUGUCAAUAAUUCAAUUGAUAUUGACAAAGAUAGAGAUCUUCUAUUGGAUAUAGAAGACGCAUCAUCAGACACAUUAAUAAACUGGUCAAAUAAUGGUAACAAAUCUAUAUUAUAA